Molecule: messenger RNA, 2022 nt
Organism: Paramormyrops kingsleyae
Lineage: Eukaryota; Metazoa; Chordata; Actinopteri; Osteoglossiformes; Mormyridae
Gene: tpbg
Product: trophoblast glycoprotein
Biological process (GO): negative regulation of canonical Wnt signaling pathway
Cellular component (GO): plasma membrane
Molecular function (GO): protein binding
Source: RefSeq, a predicted model, not a curated record
CUCUCUGGAAAGACUGCCCCACGCCCCCACCCCCUUUUCCUAAAACGAGAAGGAAUGUACAAAGGGAAGGGGACCCUGGAGCAGCUGUAAACGCAGGUUUGCUUUAAUGAAGCGCUGCGCUCGGAGCAUCCGUUCGGCUUAAAGCGCAUGUAACGCCUGAAAAACGCCGAGAUCUUACAGUUUAAUUUUGGAUUUGACUAUUUAGCUGUGAAGUCAACGCAACAGGAGAAUACUGAAACAACAGCUUUACUUAUUCAUUUUAUUUUAAAAAUUAGUAAACAACAAAGAACAGUAACACCGGCAUGCGCGUAAUGUAAACUUUCUUCCUCUAUAUUUCGUUAAUGUGUUAAUGAGCCGAAAUCUGUGCAUGAAGUCUUGCUUCAUUUUCUCGUGUGUUAUCUCUGGCGUGAUCGGAGUUAUGCGAAGCUUCCAGCGCAAAGGCAUUUGAACCUGGGCCAGCAUAAUUUACCAACUUUCUGACGACCGUGGAGAAGGGAUCUCAGAGAGCUCAAGAAAAUGCGUGUUUCUGGCACCCGGCUUUUAUCAGAUCGGAGACAUGUAAUUACACAGAAGCUAUGCUUGGUGUUUUUCCUCAAGAUACUUGCUCCAGCUUUGUGUCAGGCUUGCCCGGACCCAUGCCAGUGUAACGAGACAGCUGUACGGUGCGAAAAUCUAGGCUUAUUCGCCCUCCCGCAAGCAUUUCCGAGUGACGUCAAGUACAUUUUCGUAACUGGGAACAACAUCACCGAUCUUACCAACGAGUCCUUUCCAGUCAUCCUGGAGCAGUUGACCAAACUGCUCCUCCCCGGGAAUAAUAUCCAGCAGAUUGGUCGAGAAGCGUUUGGUAACUUGCCAAACAUUAACUUCCUGGAUCUGAGCAACAACACACUUAGAAUUUUCAACACGGACGUUUUAUUCUCAAAGAAACUGAUACCGCAUCCUAGCUCAAAUAGGUCUGUUUACAGUAGCCCUCAAAUUGAUGGAAGUAACACAUGGCAAGUAGUAGCCGUUCAGGUGUCUACUCUGAAUCUUUCCAACAACAAUCUGUUUUUUCUGGAUAUGACACUCCUCAGCCUGGCCAGUCUCCGUCUGCUGGACCUGAGGUCCAACGCUCUGAGAGUGCUCCACAACAGCACACUGACAGCCUUCAGCCAGCCCCCUGACCUCCAGGUCCUCUUGGCCGGUAACCCCUGGCUCUGUGACUGCAACAUCGAGGACUUUCUCUCUUGGCUCAGGGAGUCCGACAGGGUGCCUGAUAAGUUUAACCUGUCCUGCUUGUCCCCUAUGGAGCUGCAGGACGUCACCUUGCUGCAGAUCAACCGAUCAGAGCUGCAGUGUGUUUUCUCCAGCGGUAUGAAGGGCGUACUGGAGACAUCCUACGUGUUCCUGGGUGUGGUGCUGGCCUUCAUCGGCCUGAUCUUCUUGCUGGUCCUCUACCUCAACAGGAAGGGGAUCAAACGUUGGCUUUAUAACAUCCGAGACGCAUGCAGGGACCACAUGGAGGGAUAUCACUACCGCUUCGAGGCCAGCCCUGAUCCCCGGUUGGCCCAGCUCGGCAUGAACUCAGAAGCAUGAAGGUGCAGGUGGUCAGGGUCUGGUCCUAGAUAUGCAUGCCACCCUCCAGGCCCACCUCUUCCCCCCAAAUUCGGUGUUUUGUCAUAUCGACUGAUGUACUAUAUUUGUGUUGUGCAGUGUUGCAUGGAUUGAACAGGACAGGUGUGGAUCCUGUAAAGUGCUGAGCCCCAAGACUCCCUCAGCAUUAUACAGUAUGUUGCUCAUGGGACUGACUUUUAUAUGUUUAUUUGUAUAUGUAGCCUGAUUAUUAGUUAGGGUAACUGCUGCACCCAUUGUUCUUGAAGAUGUCCUGGACCAGCAAUUCCUUUGUCAGACGUGAGCGUGACAUCCACGUGCUCGUCUUACCCUUGCGGGAUUUUAAUGUGGUGUACCUUGUUGUACAACGAAGUCUUUUUCCAGCUCUUUCCUCCUGAAGAUGUUCUAUUGAAUAAAAUGUCCUUCACAGCA